CUUUGGUUACCGUUGGGCUGUCGUCUCCGCAGAAAGAGAGAACAAAAUUAGGGUUUACCGAUCAAAGGCCGGACUUAGGGCGGACUGGUCUCUGAAAAAAUUGAUUUGGGCUAAUGGCUUACCGAACACCUGUUGCCAUUCAAAAUGAGAAUUUUCAUAUCCAUAUAGGCAAAGAUGUCGAUAAGGUGAAAGGUGUCCUGCCAAAGCCAGCAAAAUCUGGUCGUCCAGAUCGAAAGGCCUUGAAGGAUCUUUCAAAUACUGGCAAACCUCCAGCUUCUCGUCCGGUUAAGGUGUUGGCCCUGAAAGAAAAGUCUGCACCACGUGGUCGGGAGACCAUCAAGAACGCCCCAAAGAGCACUUCCCUCACUGAUGAGGAAAUAAAGAGAUGCCAUCAGUGGGCAAAGGAGGGAAUUGAACAGACACACUUUACUGGAAACGAUAUACAAAAGCUGGAGAAGGAUAUUAACGAAGAACGUAUAAACAAGAAGGUUCUGAAGGUCGUGUCUGACUUGCAUGAAUGGUUAAGCGCUUCAUAUGAUCUUGGAUUGCCAGAGAAGGAGCUUUCCAAGGACAUCACAGAUGUAAAGACUAUGGAGUUAGAAACCGAGCUGCUUCCUUGCAUUACCAAAUCUCCAUCUCCAGGUUAUGAAGAAGUUGGCAAUCUCCUUGAGUCGGAAGUGGAUCAUCUCCAGUUUCUAGAACGGCCAAUUGAGCUUGAACUGAAAGAGGAGGACUAAAGUUCUGAUGAAUCAUUGACGUCGCUUGUUGUAUAUACAAUCAAUUAGAUGAUGCAUUGUUUGUGCCCCCAUGCAUCAUCGAUCAUGAGGGUUGUGUUCCACCGAGAGUGCUUGAACUAUUUCAGCCUCGUAAUUGAUCAUUUUCUCCUUUGCUCUUCCAAUCGAAGGAUUGUGUUUUCACAAAAGAAAUCUAAGCCAAGUCAUUUGGAAGUAUGUGCAGUUUC
Musa acuminata AAA Group (dessert banana) is the source of this 961-nucleotide messenger RNA. RefSeq lists its product as uncharacterized. The coding region runs from base 114 to 737 and encodes 207 amino acids. The record is from RefSeq and is a predicted model, not a curated record. The transcript is spliced from 6 exons. Lineage: Eukaryota; Viridiplantae; Streptophyta; Magnoliopsida; Zingiberales; Musaceae.